ACGCUGGGGCUUCAGGUCUCCUAGCAACAAGUUGUACCAUAUGAGGACGGCCGCUGAGGUGAGUACUUAGAGAGGGUCAAAUUCAGAAUUUGCAGGUGCAACCCGGAAAGUCCCCGCGGACCUAGAGGCCCUGCUUUUCAAUUAGCCUGACCCUAUGCACAGAGAGGUCCCUGCGGGACAGGGUCGCUUCACAGAGGCAGCUGGCCGAGGCCGCUCACCCGCCGCUGUAAUGGUGUGUGGUUGCCCACCAGCCACCGUCCCCUCGAGCCCCCACCACCCGCUCUACCGCCCCCUCGAGCCCCCACCACCCGCCCCACCGCCCUCUGCUGCCUGGGGCUGUUGCUGGUUCCAGGCCUUCGGGUCGCCCCUUGGCCUCUGGUUAUGUGAGCCCAUAGUCCUUCCUGCCUUGGUGACAUCGUAUACGAAAAGCCGGGGCUCGAUUUGGACAUAGUAGGAAUCCUAUUAUUGAGACCCUGUAUAUAGAAAAACAUGGCAGUUUCUACCUUCAUCAGUUAAUAAAAUCAACCAUAAUGGAGAUAUCAAUGCCUCCACCUCAGAUAUAUGUAGAAAAAACUCUGGCCAUUAUCAAACCAGAUAUUGUUGACAAAGAGGAGGAGAUACAAGAUAUUAUUCUUAGAUCCGGAUUCACCAUUGUUCAGAGAAGAAAACUACGCCUCAGCCCUGAGCAAUGUAGUAACUUUUAUGUGGAAAAGUAUGGAAAAAUGUUUUUCCCCAACUUAACAGCUUACAUGAGUUCUGGACCACUUGUCGCCAUGAUAUUAGCUAGACAUAAAGCCAUCUCUUAUUGGUUAGAACUUUUGGGACCAAAUAAUAGCUUAGUAGCGAAGGAGACACAUCCAGACAGUCUGAGGGCAAUUUAUGGCACAGAUGACCUAAGGAAUGCACUUCAUGGGAGUAAUGACUUUGCUGCUGCGGAAAGAGAAAUACGUUUUAUGUUUCCUGAAGUGAUUGUUGAGCCCAUUCCAAUUGGACAAGCUGCUAAGGACUAUUUAAAUUUACAUAUAAUGCCAACUCUGCUUGAAGGACUCACAGAGCUUUGUAAGCAAAAACCAGCAGAUCCUUUGUUUUGGUAUAUGUGCUGCCGAAGAGAGCACUGGACUCUCAGGUCCAUUCUAUUGGUCUGCAUGUCUGGCAUAAGGAUGUCAUUACCACACUGUGCUGACUACUGUAGCUUUGUAGAAGGUUUUGAAAUUGAGAGUACAAAUCAGUCCUCCAACUUUGUUCUUUUUCAUGAUUGUUUUGGCUCCUCAGAGCCCCUUGCAAUUUCAUAUGAAUUUGAGGAUUGGCUUUCCAUUUCUGCAAAAAAACUUGUUGGACAUUUGGCAAGAGCUGCACUGAAUCUGUAGAUUGCUUUGGGAAGUAUUGACAUCUUAACAAUAUCAAAUCUCCGUAUCCAUGAAAAAUAAUGUCUUCUCAUUUAUUUAGGUAUUCUUUAAUUUCUUUCAGCAAUGUUCUACAGUUCUUAAUGUAUAAGCCUUUCGCUUCUUGGGUUAAAUUUAUCCCUUGGCAUUUUAUUUGUCUUUAUGCUACUGUAAAUGAAAGUGAUUUAAAAUUUUUUUUUGGACUGUCAUUGCUGAUGUAUAGAAAUACAGUUGAUUUUUGUGUAUUGUAACCUACAUCUUCGCUGAAUUUAUUAGCUGUAGUGGCUUCCUUGUAAAUUCCUUAGGGUUUUCCACAUGUAGGUUUAUGCCAUCUGUGAAAAGAGAUAGUUUUACUUCUUUCUUGCCAGUUUGGAUCUAUUCUUGACAAUCUUGCAUAAUGUAAAUCCAAAUGUUUCCAUUUUUAAUGGUCAUUUUCUUAAAGUGAUUUUGAAAACUGUUUAAGUUUCCAAUUGAUAUAGUAUAUAUUGAAAGGAAAUAUGUAACUGUUUCUUAACUUAGGUUGUUUUUUUUUUUCCCAUAGAUUUGGCUAGCUGAUUGGCUGCUGAAAAAUAAUCCUAACAAACCCAAACUUUGUCACCAUCCAAUUGUAGAAGAACCUUAUUAAAAAAAAAAUCCUCGAAAGAACAAAUCAUGAACUAUCUUAUUAUAAAAGGCUGUACUUCUACUGUUUGAAAAAAUUAUUUCUAGGGUUUAAGUAACUACAAGUAAAAUAAAUUUAUUUCUUAAAAAUAA
This is a messenger RNA of Homo sapiens (human), 2135 nucleotides long. RefSeq names its product NME/NM23 family member 5 (gene NME5). Gene Ontology annotation, cellular component: radial spoke; 9+2 motile cilium; cilium. The coding region runs from base 531 to 1367 and encodes 278 amino acids. The transcript has 6 exons. Lineage: Eukaryota; Metazoa; Chordata; Mammalia; Primates; Hominidae. The record is from RefSeq and is a predicted model, not a curated record. Gene Ontology annotation, biological process: spermatid differentiation; CTP biosynthetic process; UTP biosynthetic process.